Molecule: messenger RNA, 4042 nt
Organism: Schistosoma haematobium
Lineage: Eukaryota; Metazoa; Platyhelminthes; Trematoda; Strigeidida; Schistosomatidae
Exons: 10
Coding region: 92-2380 (762 amino acids)
Biological process (GO): proteolysis
Molecular function (GO): zinc ion binding; metalloendopeptidase activity
Source: RefSeq, a predicted model, not a curated record
AAACUGAAAUAUGUAUAAAUACAAAUGAAUACAAAGUGUAAAGUUGAAUUCUAGUGGAAUAUCUAUGUAAACCAUUAAAGAGAUUUAAAUAAUGUUUUACAAAAAUAUUUUAAUUUCAAUUAUUAUUACUAUUAAUUUAUAUGGUCAACAAUUAACAUGUAUUAAUGCAAUACAUUUAACACGUUAUCAACGUUCCUUAAGUAUGAAAAAUAUUAUAUUAUGGCCAAAUGGUAUUAUACCUUAUAUUGUUGAUGAUAUAGAUAAAUCAAAAACUAAUGAAUUUACAGAAUAUUUUUCUAAACUUGAUGUUUUAUUAAUUAAAAAAGCAAUGUCAAUUAUUGAAGAAGAAACAUGUAUUCAAUUUUAUGAUCUAACUUCUAGAAUAAAUACAAGAAGAUUUUCUGAUAGACAUUUAAUUCGAAUUAAAGGUCGAGGUCAAAGAGGAUGUUAUUCAUCAUUAGGCAUGAUGAGAAAUAGGAAUCAAGUUCUUCGACUUGGUCCAACUUGCCGAACUGUUGGUCAAAUUCUUCAUGAAUUACUUCAUGCAUUAGGUGUAAUGCAUGAAAUUAUGCGACCAGAUCGUGAUCAAUAUGUUAUUCUACAUGAAGAAAACAUUGACAAAUUAUAUUUGGAAGAAUUUAAAAAAAUUAAAGAGCAUCAGUCUAUCUUGACAGAUCGUAAAUUUGAUUUUCAAUCAAUAAGUUUAUAUGAUCCUUUUACUUUUACAUCAAACGGUAAUCCGGUAUGGGAACCAAUUAGUAAUUUAGAUGAUGUACCAUUGUUUUCAAUCAGUGAGAAAUACUUAUCAUUUGAAGAUACUGUUGGUUUAAAUCGGCUCUAUAAGUGUGAUAGAACUUGUUCUAACCAAAGUGCACCAUGUGAACCAGGGGAAUUUCGAAACAAACAUUGUAUUUGUACAAAUGCAUCAAAAUAUGCUUUUGAUCGAUGUAAAGAUGAUGUCAAUGAAACUAAAUAUUGCAGUGAUGCAGUUUCUAAAAAUAAAUGUUACGAUGAAGCAAAAUACGCCAUACCUUUUUGCAGACGUACAUGUGGUAGAUGUUUUCGCGCUGGUUCAAUAGGAAUAUCAAAGCCACCAAAAAAGUUAUGUCAAGAUGUGGAGAUAGAUAUGUGCGAAAACUACGUUAAAGAAGGAUAUUGUCACUUUGAUGGUUGGACCAAGUUAAAUUGUCAGUAUUCCUGUAACCUGUGUCCACCACCUGAUGUCGUCAAGCGACAGGUUGAAACAAGUGAUGUGAGAGCAUAUUUAGAAGCUUAUCGCAAAGGCGAUUGUUUCAAUAGGUAUGAUGAUUUACGGUGUGAAGUAUUUGCUGAACGUGGUGAUUGUCGUACGAAUCCUGGUUUCAUGUCUAGUCAGUGUACUCAGUCUUGUGGUUUAUGUCCAGAAAUAGAAAACCAGCAUCCAAAUGUUAGUUAUACUCAGUCUUCUCAUACAAUACGACUACCGACACCCUGUCGUAAUUAUAUUGAUGAUCAACGUUGUGACGCCCUAGCUAAAGAAGGAAAAUGUUUUGGGACUACAUUGAAACAGUGUCUUGGUUCAUGUAAUAAAUGUGGUGAUAAUUAUCGACGUCAAACUACUGAAGUUCCCCAUACUACAACAAUCAAUAUUAUCAGUAGUAAUGAUAAUAGUAAUAAAAAUGAUUAUAAUAACUCAUUAUUGUCACUCGAAUGUGAAGAUCAGUCAUCAUUAUGUUCAUAUUAUAAAAAUACUUUAGAAUGUAAAACGAAUAAAAUUAUUAUGUUGGAAAUGUGUCCUAAAACUUGCGGAUCUUGUGAAACAAACUGUGAAGAUAUUGAUUCACCAGGUGUAUGUAAUGAUCUUGUUCAACGUGGUUACUGCAACCUAUCAAAAGUGCAUGCUCGAAGAUGUAAGAAAAGUUGUGGUAUUUGCAAAGAUAUGAAAUAUUUGAAGACAAAUUCAUCCAUGUCCAAUAAUGUUACUAAUGUGAUUGUUUCAAACAGGACAAAAGAAAUUAAUGAAACUAUUUUUAACAUUACUGGAACUUCAUUUUUAACUACCAGUACUAUAACAGUAGCUCCAACAAAUUCUAUUACUUAUUCUACAACAAAAAAUAGUUUAAAUGGCUUCGAAGUGACAUCUACGAUAUCUAGAACAGCAGAAAUCUCACAAAGAAAACCAUCAUCGAAACCUAAAUUUGUAACUAAACGAAAGUACUUACCAUCAGAAUAUUCUGACGAUAAACAGGAAUGUAUCGAUCAAUACCCGAAGACAUCUUGUAUCGCUUGGAAAAAGACAGGUUAUUGUAAUUUUCCACAUGUCUCUAAAUUAUGCUUAAAAACAUGUCAUCUAUGUGAAACUAUUGAAAUGUUAAGUAAAUAUCGACCAUUAAUAAUUUAAUUAUUCUUUUAUUUUGUUUUAACAUUUUACUGCAUUGUAUCUUAGUUUCAUUUCUUUUCAUCAUUCGACAUUGUUUCAUUGCAUUUAUUAAGCAUAUUUUAUAUUAAUGAUAAUCUUAACAAUAUUCAUAUUAUUUCUAAAUUGAAUAUCAUCUGUUCCUUUUUAUAGGAAAAAAUUUGUUAAAUUAUAGUAUGACUUUAUUUUAAAAUCGAACUUAUUAGGAUAAUCCUUGUUAGAAGAAAGCCACUCAGUAUUUGUUUGUCUUUCAUUCUUCUAAAUUGUUAUGUAAAUAUGUGUAGAUCAUUGCACAAAAGAAUCUAAAUAUCAAGUAGAGAUUAUCAUCAUAAAACUUGAAUGUCACAACGAUAAAUUAUAACAUGAUGUUGUGGGAAAUGUAACGUUUAUUUUUAUAGUGACUACAAAGUAACAAUCAUAUUGUGUUAGCUACAUGAAUUGAAUGACUAUAAAAUUUGUCAUUGUCAUAAACAUGCACAUCAGUAUGGAUAGCAAAUUUCGAUCACUUUUGUUGACAUGAUUCUUCUGAAAGUAGAAAAAAAUAUAGGCAAAAAUGUCACAAAUAUAUACAGAAACCUGAAUUAUUAAAAAUACAUGGAUUAUAUAUAUAUAAUGGAUGGGAAUCGAUCAAAAAUAGCAGUACCUUAAGAGUGGAAUUUUAAAAAUCUGAUACACCAGUUUUCAUUGUUUUAUACCAAAUCACUCAAUAUAAAUAACCGAUGUUAGCCCUGAUGAUGAUAGUCUCUCAGUUGACCCGACGUUCUUUUGAAUGCGUGAACAGGUGAAGCUUGAAUCACGUAUUAAGAUUAUGAAUUCCCUUAAUUAAUGACUCGAUAGAAAGUUGAUAGUCAGCUAACAAGUCAUUUCUUCUGGACUUGUGAACUCUUUAGAGUGUUCUCGUAAAUUCUCUGUUUUGAAAGACAAGAAAUGUGAGUCAUUAUGUGUCUGGACAAAAGGUAGCUGAAUGUAAUUCAUCACGUACGUAUCUGUACCUUAGCGACCAAUAUGAAUCCCAAUGCACUCAGAAGCACUUAUCGCCAAAUCUCAGGCCAGUCAUAAAAUUUCUACAAUUCAUUUUGAAGGUUCAAGCUAUCACUUAUACCUUUUAUCUCUCCAUAUCUCGACGUCGUCAGCUUGUGACAAAAUCGAUGAUGGCCAGAGACUAGGCAAUUCAUUUACAUACAUGAAGAACAACACUGGCCCCCAAAACUGUACCCUGAGGCACUCCGCUAAGCAUAGUUUCCUAGUCGGACAGUUUUGAGUUCAUCCGUUCUCUUUUUUGACACUCAACUAGGAAGUAUUUUAUCCACAAUAAUAAAUCACCUCCAAUCGUGAUUAAUUAACUUAUAUAAUAGCCAGUUGGAAGAAACUCUGUCAAUAGUCUCACUGAAAUCAAUGUAGGCCACAUUUAUAAGUAGAUUUUGGUCUUUAAUAGCUCACAAACCCUAACGGGAUACUAACUAGUUAGUGAGACUUCAGUGACCUUUUCCAAAGUCAUACUGCUUCUCAGAACGAAUCCAGCUUUCGUAGAGAUAUUUAAACAACUUCCUGCGAAUAAUAUUUUUCCAAUUUUUUCGAGCAAGCUCUUUAGGAUCACGGUUCAAUAAUUCCCAUACUUGAGUACCGUAACUGUUUCGAAGACAGGAC